This is a messenger RNA of Phlebotomus papatasi, 2557 nucleotides long. RefSeq names its product MOXD1 homolog 1. Gene Ontology annotation, molecular function: dopamine beta-monooxygenase activity; copper ion binding. The transcript is spliced from 11 exons. Lineage: Eukaryota; Metazoa; Arthropoda; Insecta; Diptera; Psychodidae. The coding region runs from base 331 to 2430 and encodes 699 amino acids. Gene Ontology annotation, cellular component: secretory granule membrane. Gene Ontology annotation, biological process: dopamine catabolic process; norepinephrine biosynthetic process; octopamine biosynthetic process. The record is from RefSeq and is a predicted model, not a curated record.
CCAGGUUGAAAGAGAUCAUGGAAUCCAUAUGCGGUGAUGUGCAUUGGUGUGUGAGUGUGAUGAAGAAGCCAGAAAAAGCCCCUCGUUUCCAUUCCAUCCACUUCCCGGCAAAACAUCUGCUCGAAGAACGCUCUUUUGAGCUCUGUUUCUACCUCUUGCCGGCUCUACCUUCUGCCUCGAGUAAACCAUCGAGUUAGUUUAGUGGUUGUGUCGCGAUGAUGAGGUCACAUAGUGAUCGAGUGAGAUUCACUGAAUUACCUCCAAACCGCGGAAGUUUGUGAAAUUUCGUGGAUUUUGCAGUAAAGAGGGAGAGUGAGAGAGCUACUAACAAUGAGGCUCUUGAAGACAUCGCUGUGGAUUCUGGUGAUCCAGAUCCUGACAAUUGUCAUAGCAAGAUCGCAUCAUCCGCGUCGUGAGUGGAUGCGAUCGGAAGUGAUGGAUGCUAAUGGACUGUAUCUGAUGGAGUGGAGUGUUGAAGCCAAAGAAAUCAUUUUUAGGAUUACAGUGAACACACGAGGAUUUAUCGGAUUGGGAUUUUCUUACAAGACUGGAAAAAUGGCAAAUUCAGAUUUGGUUUUAGCAUGGAUUGACGAUAGAUCAGGAAAGGCUCAUAUUCUGGAUUGUCACGGACCAUCCAAUGGAAAUAGCGCUCCAAUUCAGGAUGACACUCAGAACUAUGUGGUCGAGGAGGGCUCUCAGAAUGCCACCCACACUCAGAUUCAAUUUCGCCGAAGCUUGGAGACAUGCGAUCCACACGAUUUACCACUUGGUGGCAACACUCUGAAGGUUUUAUGGGCUUUUGGAGAUGAAGAUCCCAUACAUGGGGAUCUACGAGGUCAUGGCCAUAAUCGAGGUGCCAAAUCAUUGCACUUGACUGGACCGCAAUUUAGAAAGCCGACCACCAUCAAGGAUCUAAGGCAGUGGGAUGUUACAGUGAAAAAUGUUUCUGUGGAAUCGAAUAUGGACACACUGUACUGGUGUAAGAUUCUCAAAGCGCCUGUUCUGCACGAUAAGCACCACAUAAUCGGAUACGAAGCUCUCCUGACCAAAGAAAGUUCUACGAAGAAACCACUUGUUCACCACAUGACACUCUUUGAGUGCUCCACAUCUUCCUAUCCAGGUUCCGAUCCACACUCCUGGGAUGUGUGGGUGAAGAGCAAUGGUGCUGUAUGUAAUAGCAAUCUCCUGACACCUCGUGAUUGGGAUUCUUGCAUCACUCCUGUGGCUGUGUGGGCUGUAGGGGCCUCUGGACAAUUUUUACCAGAACAUGUUGGUAUCCCUCUCGGAGGAAGGCAUUCGGCCAAAUAUUACAUGCUGGAGAUUCACUAUGACAAUCCACGAGCCAAAAGAGUAAUUGAUCAUUCGGGCUUUCGAAUUCACUACACGCGCCAGCUGAGGAGAAACGACGCCGGAAUGAUGAUUUCAGGAGUGUCCAUCUCCGAUACGCAAAUGAUUCCACCGGGUCAGAAACUCUAUCGAAAUGUUGGCAUCUGCGGACCUUCCUGUACCGGUGCCAUAUUUCCCGAUACUGGCAUCAAACUCAUCUCGGCCACCCUUCAUUCUCACGUGGCCGGAAGGCGGAUGAAAUUGAGGCACGUGCGCGACGGUCAAGAACUCGAGAGAAUAAUCGAGGAUGACAACUACGAUUUUAGCUAUCAGCAAGUGCGUCAGUUUGCAAAUGAAACUACUGUUCUCCCAGGAGACUACCUCAUCACUGACUGUGCCUACGAGACAAUUGGUCGCAAACGUCCCACUCUUGGAGGGUACUCGACGAAGCAGGAGAUGUGCCUAUCUUUCAUCACGUACUACCCCCGGAUUGACUUGGCUGGAUGCUACAGCAUGACUCCCGUGAAGGAAUUUUUUGAAACCUUCGGGGUGUAUCAAUUUUAUUCAAUGAACAUGACGGAUGUUGAAAAUUUAUUUCUUUACAACGGUAACAUCCUGGAUUUGCUUCCGACUACAAUAUUUCCCAACUAUCCUCCCGGAGGAAAUGUCGAUGACGAAGAAAAUAGAAAAGCUAUUGAAGCACUGAAAAAUGCCAAAGAAUAUAGUUUUGUGGAUGAGGAGGAUAUACUCUAUCAGGAAUCAAUACUAAAUAAACUUAUUAUAUCUGAUCCAGUUGAGUUUCAUGAUAGGACAUUUCUCUCACAUCUCAAUCAACUUCCGUGGUCAGAGCCACUUUUCACCAGACGCGUGGAGCAGACAAUUCUCACAGGAAAACAUAUGACUUUCUGCCGAGUGUCCAAUGAAUCAAUUUCAAUUGCAAGUGAAAUCCUCAAGUUUCCUAAUUUUACGACGUUCAUCAAGCCACCGAGUCACUGUCCAUAUCACUUUAGUGUGGAGGAUAUCCUAUCAUCAAGCAGUCCUCAUGUGAAGACAGAAGUUCUUCUGUUGCUGAUCUCUCUGAUAUUCAUCAUGCUCACGUAUUAGUCAUUUCCAAACGCCUCAUUCUUUGUGUGUAAUUUAUUAUUUAUUCGCGACUUGUAUAUUUUUAUCCGUCACCGUGUCAGGAUGAUAAUAAGCCAGGGAAUCAAUGAAAUAAAUUGUGUGAAUGUGA